Metarhizium acridum CQMa 102 is the source of this 1437-nucleotide messenger RNA. The record is from RefSeq and is a predicted model, not a curated record. Lineage: Eukaryota; Fungi; Ascomycota; Sordariomycetes; Hypocreales; Clavicipitaceae.
AUGGACGACCUCACAUCGGAGCGCAAGAAGAGAGUAUUUUGGAGUCUGCAGGUUCUGGACCAAUAUCACGGCCGUCAAACCGGAAUCCUCAGCGCGCCAACAGAAAUAUGGCGCCAGUCGUACGGCUCAAGCGGUAUUGAGCAUCGCCAUCCCAUGGAGCAGGAUGCCAAAGUGCCCCCUCUGCCCAUUGAUGACCUUGGCCACACCGUCCCGAGUGAGCCUGGAAUCUGGAACACAAGUGUCCACCUCGGCUGGGUCUGGAGUCGCGUGCGGAAAUAUGUUUCGGACUGCGCUCACGGAAUAUUUCGAGAACCUUGGAGACGGGAUUCCAUGUAUGCUACCGUCUUGUCAGACUUCAUGGAGGCCGAGAAUAGGAUCCCAAUGUGCCACAGGUACGACUCUGUCAAGUUUUACGAACGCAAGAUGGAAGAUCUCAAGAUGAACCGCGGCUAUUGGGCGACGUGGUUGAAGGAACAGUUUACAUACCAUGCCAUUCCGACCGUCCUCAACCAUCCAUUCCUCUACAUCGUGGGGGCACAGCACAACGCAAACCUGGCCAUCCCGAAUACGUUUUGGAGGAGGUCAUCGGAGCUGGCGCUCAUACAUUCCACGUGGAUUGUGCGAAUGAUUGACAUGGUGCUGGACAAGCAAGUGCCACUGACGGAUCCCUUCUUCGGGCACAUCGCAGCCAUUGCAGCCACCGUGCAUCUGUACUACUGUUGUGCAGCGGCGGCCAAGUUGAAACACAAGUCCAACGCAGACUUUGCCAAGUGCAGGAGGUUCCUCAAGGGCUUCAUUCCCUUCUCGCCGGCAUGCCGAGCAUUGGUGUGUAUUCCCUGCAUCCCGUACGUCGGUAACAAAUUGCACGGCAUCUCGGAGCUAACAUGUGCUCAACAGGAUCGAAACCUGGACAAGAUGACGAGGAUAGCCGCAGGCUCUGAAACAAACGAUGUGGAAGACUGGAUGCCGUCCAGAAUCUACCUCAGCGUGCCUUUGAUGUGGAACAUUUUACAGUUUAAUUGCACAGCAGACUCGAGGGAGUUCCCGCACACCGGUCUAUUAGACUCGUCACUGGCCCUCACCGUCGCUCGUGAAGACGAUGACGAAGCCACGACACUGGACAUUAUUGUGGCAACGUCACCUGAAAUUACAGUCAAUACGGCUGAUGGCGGCCAGGACGCGCCGACCCUGCCGUUCAAGGGAACCGUCAACUCGUCGCCGAGCUCAUCGCGGGAGACGGCCUUUAACGAGAUAUCUGCCGAACAGGCAGACAGUCUUACGUUCAACACUACACCGUGGUUGUAUGCCGAUCCCUCUCAGUUUGAUUCCAUGACAGACCUUGUGUAUCACGACGCGCGGCCGAGCAUUGGCAGUGGCAGAGGCAUGGCAUGGUGGGAGGGAGGAGACAUGAAUGACAGUAUUUUCAGUCAAAUUUAG